UUUUUUUUUUUUUUUUCUUAAAUUUUUUUUCAGCACACGUCUCAAAUACAAACAAACAAAAGGCAAACUGUUUCAUGUCGCCUAAAUGCUCUGGUUUCCCUGCUUUCAGUUUAAUUUUGUGUGACAUCGUCUGUUUUCAUAGCAAAAAUGCAAAUAAAAAAUCCGGCCUUUAAUUGACCUUACUUUGGAAUCUGUGUGUCGCCGAGUUCGGCUGUAAAAGUCAAACGUUUGUGAAAUAAUUGAAUGGAAUACUUGAAGUCACGUGGAAUUCCUCAGAAGGCUCCUUGAGGGCAGCUCUUCUCUGGAAGUGAUGCUUCCUUGCUGUGGGACCGCCCCCUGCUCCAGCUGCUGUAUAAAGCUCAGGUGGAGUUUUACCUGUCAGAUUAUACACAGCAGAGAGGAGGGAAGCAGCCUCACCACUUUCAAAAAAGUGAGUGUUUUUAUUCUUGCAUGUUUGGUGCUUUAAAAAAUAACUUAGCUGCUAUAAUUCCACUCUAAACUGUUUUCACUGAGCUGUUUUUGUGCUCUUCCUCUGCAGGCCUCUACUCCGUCAAGAUGCCACAUCUUCCUGAAACCAGCGUGCCCCCCCAGGAGGACCUGAUCUGCUCCAUCUGCUGUUACAGAUACUGUCGCAAAACUCGCCUCCCCCGAGUCCUGCACUGCAGCCACACCUUCUGUGCUGUCUGCYUGGAGAACAUAAGCAGCCGCUGUAACGUCAUCCACACCGCCCGCUGCCCGCUGUGCCGCUGGACCACCUGCACCCCGUCCGCUCUGGAACUGACCCAUUACCUGAACAUCGACACGGAAAUAUGGGACCAGAUUACAGCUGAGACAGAACCGCUGUGGGUUUUAGAGGACGUAGAGGUGGAAAAGGACACCAACCCAGAGCCGAAAAGAAAGGAUUUUAAAAGCAAACUCCAGCAGUUUUUCCAGAGGUCUGUAGCUGUUGGGGACAGGAGAGGAUGGAGGAUCAGCACCAAUCAGUUUUGAUCAAAGCUUGUGUGACGAACGAGCCAACGGGCUGAGGACUUGAAGUGUCAUCAUGUGAAGUUCUGGACUCCUUGUUUCUGUCAUGAUCCUGACCAGACUCUAACGUUUUUGUUUUACUCAUCAGCACUUUAAAGUACAACAGGACCAAAGUGCUGCGUGGUAAAUGUCAACAUUUCAGGAGAGAUCAAAGCCAAGAUUUAAAAUCUGACGGCGAGGAAGUAAGGAGCAGGUUGUAAACAAUGCUGUAAAGUUUUUAUUUAUCACAAAUAAACUGAGGAAACAAAUUUUGUAAAGGAAUAUUUAAGCACGUGUUGUAAUAUUUAAGUGUGUUUUUGUUUYAAUAAUUUUAAAUUAUUGUACUUUUUAAAUAUAUUAUAAACUGUUCUAGGAAUGACAUCCUUGACUUUAUGUUUUAUAUCAUCUAUGAAUGAAAACCUCUUUGGUACUGACUGUUAAUGCUCUUUUGAUUCUGUUAUUUUAUUAAUAAAAUAAACUAAAUCAAG
Austrofundulus limnaeus is the source of this 1493-nucleotide messenger RNA. Its product is annotated as RING finger protein 224. Gene Ontology annotation, biological process: protein ubiquitination. NCBI's taxonomy places the organism in Eukaryota, Metazoa, Chordata, Actinopteri, Cyprinodontiformes, Rivulidae. Gene Ontology annotation, molecular function: ubiquitin protein ligase activity. The transcript has 2 exons. The record is from RefSeq and is a predicted model, not a curated record. Bases 556 to 990 code for a protein of 144 amino acids.